Molecule: messenger RNA, 3731 nt
Organism: Anguilla rostrata (American eel)
Lineage: Eukaryota; Metazoa; Chordata; Actinopteri; Anguilliformes; Anguillidae
Gene: serinc2l
Product: serine incorporator 2, like
Exons: 10
Coding region: 152-1522 (456 amino acids)
Cellular component (GO): membrane
Source: RefSeq, a predicted model, not a curated record
AUGCUGGGCGGCCAUGUUGGUCCUGUGCGUUCUCGUCAUUCAGCAUUUCACAGCUUGACGGGAAGGGCUACGUUUCACACACGCUACCUCUGCUUGUAUACGCUUUGUUUUUCAUUUAAAAAUACUGGUCCAGGGAUUUUAACAUACGAACAUGGGUGCUUGUCUGGCAUUGUGCUCCCUGGCCAGCUGCGCAUCCUGUCUGUGUGGCUCCGCCCCCUGCUUGCUGUGUGGCUGUUGCCCCUCCAAUAACUCCACAGUGACGCGGCUGGUCUUCUCCUUCUUCCUGCUCCUGGGAACGCUGGUCUCCGUCAUCAUGAUUCUGCCUGGGAUGGAGACGCAGCUCAAAAAGAUCCCAGGGUUCUGCCAGGGCGGAAGCUCGAUCCCGGGCGUGGAGAACCAUGUGGACUGUGAUGUCAUCGUGGGCUACAAGUCGGUGUACCGCAUGUGCUUCGCCAUGGCCUGCUUCUUCUUCUUCUUCUCCGUCCUUAUGAUCCGCGUGCGAUCCAGCAAGGACCCGCGCGCGGCCGUGCAGAACGGGUUCUGGUUCUUUAAGUUCCUGGUGCUGGUCGGUAUCACCGUGGGAGCCUUCUUCAUCCCAGACGGGACCUUCCACACGGUGUGGUUCUACUUCGGUGUGGUGGGGUCCUUCAUCUUCAUCGUGAUCCAGCUCAUCCUCCUCAUCGACUUCGCCCACUCCUGGAACCAGGCCUGGGUGGAGAACGCCGAGGAGGGAAACAGCAAGUGCUGGUUCGCAGGUCUUCUCACCUUCACCAUCCUGCACUACGUCCUGGCUUUUGCUGCGGUGGUGCUCUUCUACCUGUACUACACCCAACCUGACGACUGCGCAGAGCACAAGGCCUUCAUCAGCCUCAACCUCAUCUUCAGCGUCAUCAUCUCCAUCGUCUCCAUCCUCCCCAAAGUGCAGGAGGUCCAGCCGCAGUCAGGUCUGCUGCAGUCCUCCCUCAUCACUCUGUACACCAUGUACAUCACCUGGUCUGCCAUGACCAACAACCCUAACCGAAAGUGCAAUCCCAGCCUGCUGAGCCUGGUGAGCAACACCAGCUCCAGCGCCCUCUCCCCUACCCCCACCCCCGCUCCAGGACAGGUCCAGUGGUGGGACGCGCAGGGCAUUGUGGGAUUGGUCAUCUUCCUCUUCUGCACCCUCUACGCCAGCAUCCGCUCGUCCAAUAACACGCAGGUGAAUAAGCUGAUGCAGACGGAGGAGGGGAGUGGGGGAGUGAGCGGAGGAGAGGUGGGGGAGGAUGGGAUACGCCGGGCGGUGGAUAAUGAGGAGGACGGAGUCACAUACAGCUACAGCUUCUUCCACUUCUGCCUGUUCCUGGCGUCCCUCUACAUCAUGAUGACCCUCACCAACUGGUACCAGCCUGAUACCUCUACUCAGGCCAUGCUGACUCGGAUGCCUGCAGUCUGGGUGAAGAUCAGCUCCAGCUGGCUGGGUUUGGCCCUGUACCUCUGGACCCUGGUGGCCCCCCUAAUCCUGACCAACCGGGACUUCAGCUGAGCCUCCCAAUACCCCAGCGCCCCUCCCCCCCCCGCCCUAAUGCCCCUGGAACAGGGUACUGACUGUGUGUGAGUGUUAGCAUGUGUGUGUGUGUGUGAGAGUGUGUACGUGUGUGUGCGUGUGUUUGUGUAUGUGUGUGAGUGUGUAUGGGAGUGCGCACGUGUGUGUGUGUGUGUGUGUAAGUGUUUGUGUGUACGUGUGUGUGUGUGUGUAAGUGUUUGUGAGUGUCUGUGUGUGUGUAUGUGUGUGUGUGUGUGUGUGUGUGUGUGUGUGUGUGUGUGUAUGUGUGUAUGUGUGUAUGUGUGUAUGUGUGUGUGUGUGUGUGUGUGUGUGUGUGUGUGAGUGUGUGUGUGUGUGUCUAUGCUAGGAGUGCGCACGUGUGUGUGUGUGUGUUCCAGAUGGAUGCUGUCCUAUUUUACUUUGGCCAAAUGCCUCUUAUUUUGGUGUUUAUUUUUUUGUAUUUGUAUUUUUCUCUGUGUUCCUGCAGCUUGUGUGAGUCUCUCGGCUCGUCUCUGUGUUCCUGGGUCUGUUGACACAGGAUGGUGCAGGUUUCACACUCAGUUAGGGAAACGUAAUCAUUGUAUAUAUUGCAUAUCAUACACACAGGAAUCAAGAGCUGCCAAAAAUCCUUAUGCACUGGAAACGGUCUUUAAUUCCAACGUGAACUGAUCCACUCUGAUCCGUAUGCAAAAACCAGGCUGUUCACCUGACUGUUGGGGCAGUACCAGGCUGUUCACCUGACUGUUGGGGCAGUACCAGGCUGUUCAGCUGACUGUUGGGGCAGUACCAGGCUGUUCACCUGACUGUUGGGGCAGUACCAGGCUGUUCACCUGACUGUUGGGGCAGUACCAGGCUGUUCACCUGACUGUUGGGGCGGUACCAGGCUGUUCAGCUGACUGUUGGGGCGGUACCAGGCUGUUCACCUGACUGUUGGGGCAGUACCAGGCUGUUCACCUGACUGUUGGCGCGGUACCAGGCUGUUCAGCUGACUGUUGGGGCGGUACCAGGCUGUUCAGCUGACUGUUGGGGCAGUACCAGGAGCAUGGCUGCCUGGGUAAUUGGGUUUUGGGCUGAGGUCAGACGUCUGACAGGGGGCCUGGUCAAUGGGCUCUUUUGAAAUGCACUGCUGCUGUGGGGGGUGUAGAGGGGCGGGGCUGAGUGAUUGAAAUGACUGACAGGACCCUGGUUACCAUAGAGAAGAUGAAACACCCCCCCCUUUUGAGCCCCAGAGAAGCAGUGUGUCGGGGAGAUAAGGCUGUCUGCUAUUCCAGCCCUGACAACAGGCCACGCCCCCUGGCUCCCAUGGCGAUAGGGAGGCCCCUCUUGAGCUUGUGGUAGAUGGAAUUUCAAAUCUUCACAAAGUGAAAUUGUGCUUUUAAAAAGAUCUCUUUUUUUAAUUAAUAGAGGGGCCCUGGUUCUGGGCAGUAGGUGUGACUGGUCGGGUUUAGUUAAGCUGGGUUUGGGCAGUAGGUGUGACUGGUCGGGUUUAGUUAAGCUGGGUUUGGGCAGUAGGUGUGACUGGUCGGGUUUGGUUAAGCUGGGUUUGGGCAGUAGGUGUGACUGGUCGGGUUUAGGAAGCUCAUUCGGAAUAUCGCUGUCGCCAGUUUUAAAUGGAAUUUCACGUCGCUCUUUCUUCGUGGUUAAAGUGCAUAGUGAUGGUGUCUUAUUUACUUUAGUAGGUAAAGUAAAGCAUCUUGACUCAGCUCUGUGAGAUAAAGUAAUAAUAGUCCUUGAGUACGGUGGCUGGUCAUGGGUGUCUGAGUGUCGUUGGUCCUGUGAAUGCUCCCUGGCUUCUCCCCAGCUCCUGAGUUGGCAGAGUUAUGCUGUAUUAAUCGACUGUAUUAAUCAGUUAGAAACAUAUAUAAAGUAGCAUGUGGCUGUGGACUGAACCAGUAUUCAGAUAUUUAACAGUGAGCAUGACUUCAGUGAUAAUUAGUCUCGUCAGCAUUGAUUCAAUUAAGCAAGUAUUGUAAUCAGUAGAGUGAACAUCGCUGCAAGUGCCUUUGUACACAGGUGCAGAACAGGAGGUCGGAAACAGAUCUCUACACAAGUGCCUUCUCUUGUUUUUGUACGUACACACGAGUGACUGUAAGAUCCAAGAUUAUUUGACUGUGUCCAUGUGCAUUUCCACAUUUUUCAUGGUGUAAUAAUUUUAAGGACUAUACCCAGAACGGCUCUUUUUAAAUCUCAAUAAACAUUUAGUGAAGUC